ACGUGAUCCUGGCCACGCCCCCUCCGCCUCUUCGGGUACCGCAGAAACAACAAGCCCGGAGGAAGAAGGAGAGAAGCGGCGGCCGGGCGGAUGGCGGAGGCGGUCAAGCCCCGCAGCCGGAGCAAAACCGGCCGGGUCAGAGCGAAGGAAAAAAAGAAGAAUGAAGAGAAAGAGAGCGAGACAACCGAACCGUCUUUGCGCAAAAAGAUUGACAAAGAAGCUUUGCGGGAGAACAGCACGCCUAAAGAACUUGUUUCAGAAUCCAGGGCCUGCCCUCAAACCACCCGGAAGGAAACCGGGAACAAGGACCCCAAAUUGCCACUGAGCGUGCUCACUCCUGAAAACGAAGGUCCCCCAGCAACUCCCCAAACCCAACCUCCCUUGGAUGCAAAAAAUUUGCAGGCGGAGAAAGACGCAGCAACGGUGGACAGGCGGGAUCUCGAGGAAGGAGCGGUUAAGGACAAGAGGACUUGUGACUCGUCGAAAAAAAACAUUCCACCCAUGGAAAGUGCACCCCAUAGUAGCCCUGUGGAACAUCCAGCUGCUCCUACCUCCGAAAAAGUCCAUGCCCUCGUCUCUGUUCCUCAAACGGAAGUGAAAACACACGUGGAGACCCCCGUCUUUAAAAAGCUGUACCCCGAACUCUCGCCGUUGUUAUCUGAAGGACUGCCGGAUUUUACCUUCCGGCUGCCGCAUCGUACGGAGAGAUUGUAUCCUGAACUUCCAGUCGAUCCCGAAGCGAUUCCUUUUACCAAAGAGCAGCUGAAGGUUUUCGAGCCCUGUUCCUGGCUGGGGAACGUCGAGGCUUACGUGGAGGAAUUUGGCAGCAGGGCCUACCAAGACCGACACGAGUUUUAUGAGCUGGUGUUGAAUUACUGCCGAUGUCGGAAACAGUUGUUGCUAGCUGAAGCCAAAUUGCAAAGCCUUUACCUGGAUUGCGAAAGUGUCAAAGAGCGCCUGUGGACUUUCACGGAUAAGCAGCAGAGUGCCCAGGGUGUCUGUGCCGAUCAGUGCAAAGUCUCCGGCUUUCACCGAUACCAGACGGUUGAGGUGAACGAAGGCGCUUUGGGGGAAUUGAAGAGGCUCUUCGAAGCCCAGACUGAACACCUGCACCAGAUCCUCGCUCUGCACUUGUACACCUCGGUGUUGUCCCGCUUGCAAGUCGAGUCUUACCUCUACAACCUGCUGAGGGGCUGUCCCUUGCUAAGGUCGGUGGGACUUCAGCAGCAGGAGUCCGCAGCUCUGAAGACAGCGGAAUCCCCUUCCUCAGAUUUGGGGUCCUUGAAAGACUGCAUCAGCGUCCUCUUCAGUUUCACCCGUCGAGUCACUGAAGAUCCACAGUUCCAGAGUGAUGUUCUCUUGUGGCUUCGGAGGCUGGUCUCCAUCUUGCAAAGGGUUGCUUCUCCAGGAGACCACCUUUUCCUCUUAAACCACAUCCUUCGGUGUCCAGCCGGUGUCAGCAAAUGGGCUGCUCCCUUUGUUCAGAUCCAGAUUCUGGGCAAUCCAUCAGGUGUCUUUCACUUCAUGCAGGCCCUCGCUUUGCUCAUGUCUCCUGCCAAAAAUCGAGCUGAAUUUAUGUGCCACAUGAAGCCGAGCGAACGAAGGCCUUCGUCCCCAGGGGCGGAAUCUGGAAACUGGACUUUAGUGGACGAAGGUGGAGAAGAGGAUGAAGAUCCCGAAACUAGCUGGGUUCUUCUUCUGGAAGAUGAUCUGGUGGCCCUUUUAUCUCAGUUCCCCUUCCACGAACUUUUCCAGCACAUGCUUGGCUUCGAUGUUGAAGGCAGCUACGUCUCUGAGAAAACAACUUCCCAAGAGAUGAUGAAGAUCCUUACCUUCGCCAAUUCUGUCGUGGAUCUCCUUGCUGUGGGCCUGGAAACCUUCAACCGAGCCCGUUACAGGCAGUUUGUGAAACGGAUCGGCCAUCUCAUCAGGAUGACCCUGUGCUACGUGAGUGAUCACUGGGCCCAGUUUGUCAGCCGGGCCAAGGAGAGUGGCUCCAUGAUGCAGCCGUAUUCCUUGAAGAAGCUGCAAGUGGAAUUUGAUGAGUUUUUCCUGAGGGCUGUACUCCAUGUCCUGAAAGCAAAAAGACUAGGAGUCUGGCUGUUCAUGUCUGAGAUGCCUUACGGUACAGUGUCCAGCGACAUGCUCUGGAAGCUCUUCUCCAUCAUGCACUGCGACGAAAGCCAAGAGCUGGAGAAGUUCAGUUCCGCCAUCCAGCUGGCUGAAUGCAAGCAGAAACUCAAAGAUCCGGCCAACCUGGAGACUUUUGAGCGCUACUUACAAUCAAUGAACAGUUCCGAGGAGAUCUGCCUGCUGACCACCUUCGCCCAGAUGGCCCAGACCAAACGGGAGGACGUUGACGAGGACUUCGUAAAAGUGGUGGUGCUGGAGAUCUAUGAGGUAUCUUACGUCAGCCUUUCCACCAGAGAAACUUUUUCAAAAGUUGGCCGAGAGCUCCUGGCUGCUAUCACUGCUAUCCAUACAAAUAUGAUUUCUGUCCUGCUGGAUCGAGUCAGGGAGACCAUUGAAAGUGUCGGCAUGGUUACUCUUUAUUUGUUUAAAGAACUGCCGAUGCUUCUCUGGAAACCGUCCCCUUCCGAGGUCGCCUUGAUCCGCGACUGGCUUCUGAAUUACAGUCUGACAGAAGUCGAAAAUAAACUGGCUUGCAUUAUCCUGGAAGAGAUGAACUGGGGCCCCGGCGACCAACACGGUCACCUUCACAUCAGCCCAGCUGUCCAUGCGGAGGUUGCGCUGAUGAUCUUGGAAGCUUAUCAGAAGUAUCUCUCCCAGAAGCCGUACAGUGGACUCCUCUCAGAGAGCUUCAAACAGGUCUCCUAUCUGGCCAGCAUUGUCCGUUAUGGCGAGACCGCAGAAAGCUCCUUUAAUCAGUGGGCCUGGGGGAUGAUUUUGAGAUUAAAGCUGCACAUGAAUGAUUACGGCGUGCAGGGACACUGGGCUCCAGCACCCAUACCUGACUUGACAGAUUCGCCCACCUUUCACCCGCUGCUGAAGGCGGUCAGAUCUAGCCUCCCAAUUGGCUGCUACCUUGCCUUGGCUAUGUCCGCUGUUGGCCACAGCAUCGAGAAGUUCUGUGCCGAAGGGAUCCCUUAUUUGGGCAUUCUAGUACAAGCGCGACAUUUGAGAACCGUCGUUCACGUCCUGGAUAAAGUGUUGCUCCUGUUCUACCCGUGCCAUUAUUACCUUCUCAAGAAUGAAAAGUUUCUCUCCUUCUUCCACCAGUUCCUUCAGCUGGACAGUGGCGUUCCUCAAGGGAUGACUCAGCAGAUGACCCACCGGGUGACUCAACACUUGACCGGCACGAGUUACGGCAAAAACAUUAAGCUGUUGAACUCCAUGAUUCAGAGCCACAUUUUUAUGAGCAGCCACCCCAGCGGAAUUGGCCCGGCUGCCGUGAUAGAGUUCUGGGUCCAGGUCCUGAUCAGCCAACAGCUUUGGCACAAGGAGAGAGCCGUCCUUGAACUGAUGGAUGGUCUGUGCCAAGCUGCGUUUCAGUUCAAUCAAGAGGAUUGCGUGCAGAAGUUGCUCUAUCAGCAGCACAAGAAUGCUCUGGGCUAUCACAGUGACAAAGGGUUGCUGUCUUCCUUGGUCAGCUGGAUUGUGGCAGGCAACAUCACACCUUCCUUCAUUGAGGGAAAUGCUAAUUCCAUGCAGGUUUGGUUUGCCUGGAGUGUUCUGAAUAUGGAGUCCAUAUUUGAAGAAGAUUCCCAGCUCCGUAGAGUUGUAGUGAGGGAGUUGGUUACCAAUUCCGUUUCACCAGACCAGGCGCUGAAGAAAGCUCAGGGCCACCUGAAGCUGCCGAUCGUGCCUUCUCUCCAGCGGCUGCUGAUUUACCGAUGGGCUCACCAAGCUCUAAGCACUCCAGUGGAUCACCCUCUCCUUCCCCUCAUUUGCCAGAAAUUCUUCCUCCUCUAUUUGCAGCGCCCGGGAUUGCAGGAUGGGCUACCCAAAGACGGCUGCAUCGGGAAGAGGUUUUUCCAGAGUCCUGCUCACCUCAGCCUGUUAAACGACCUGAAGCAGCAUCUGAUUGAGGCCACUGACUUCCACCAUUCAGCUAGCAAAAUGCUCCAGUUGGACAGCCCAGCAGGUGGAAGCGAAAAACCAACAGCAAAAGGGUUCAACAAGACCAAUUAUUUGACUUUUCUAGAGCUUCACAACAACCUGGUCAGGCUUUUUUCCACAUUUGUUCUGUGGCUGGAAGAGGAACGGUUUCAGAAAGGGGACAUGUAUAUUCCCUCUUUGCCCAAGCAAUACGAUGGACAUCGGCUCGCCAAGAUCAUGCAGAACCAGCAGGAUCUCUGGAUGGAAUUUGUCAACGUUCAGCAGAUUCAGCGUGAAUUCCAGGAAGCCUUAGACCUCUGGUUCCGAGUCAGAGUGGGACCCCUUCCUGCCUCCAGUGCUUCUCCAGUGCAGACAGACUUCACGGAUCCUUUGUUAGCUAAGGAGAGGAUUAUCAGCAGCUUGAAGAAGUACGAUGCGCCCCAGCCCCUUCUGUCUCUUCAGCCAAUGAAAGCUCCUGUGCCUGUCAUUUCUCCUGCUAGCUUGGUAAACCAGCACGAAGCCAAAGAAUUGACUUGCACUAACCUCAGGGUCUUUCAACAGCAUGCUAAACUGGCGGCACUUCGGGAAUCCCAGCAAGUGGCUUUCAGUAGCGAAAUCCUGGACACUCUGCCAAAACUUUAUACCAACCGAGAAGAACAGGUUACUCUUCACCUGGAAUGUCGGGGUGGAUCUGGUAAAAGUUGCCACGGAGCGGCUCAUGUCACAAUCCAGUUCGAGGGCAAACACAAAAAUGAAGCCGUCAGCCAGCAACUGCACAUUUUGGAGAAAGAAACGAAGCACCUGCAGGCAGAAGCUGCUCAGAUGCCUCCGCUGACUGUCGUAGGAGCCGCGGUCUACGUGGAGAACUUCAUAACAGAUUUAAUAAAUAUCUAUAAGCUUCAGCCGACACCAAGGAUUCAACGAAUUGGCAUUAGCCUGUUCUUUGCAGUGGUGGAAUACGUGUGCGAUGAAACACAGCGUCAUCCCCCAUCCAGACAGUUCUUCACUUCCUGUAUCGAGGUCCUUGGCCAGGUGUUUAUUGCCGGGACCAAGUCUGAAUGUCAGCGGGUUCUACAAACCAUUCUGAAGAACCGGAGACUUUGCACACUACUCUCCCCUUAUUUCACUCCUGUGGCCUCUCCGGAGGAAUUUGUCAACUUGUACUCGAAAGUUGUGGCUUUCCUGGGUGACGACAACAGCGAUGUCAUUUUCAUGCUUCUGACGAAGUUUGACCUCCUGGAAUGGUUGCAGAGUUCAAAACCCAGCCUUUCGGAACGUGGACAGCUCUUGGAGUCCAUCCACAUGGGACUCAAGACCUGUGGCUUUGAGCCUGAGAAGGAUGUCUUAAUGCCUUUUUCCAUCUUCUGCAAACACGGGGUUUGCCUCCUCCAGUAUCAGUUUCCUGACCACUACAGUAGUUUUUUGAGGCUCCUUCUUCAAAGUUCUUCAGAUCGGCUCCUGAGCCCUGACUGUUGGAAAGCAUCUCUAAAAGCUCUGGGCUGCCCUACAUCCACCGCAGCAAAAGAAAACAGUAAGAAAUCGAUGGCUAACUCAAACAUCCCAAUGCAGCCGUCAGUGGAGCCAAUUUUAUCGCCUGAACAGGUCACGGAAACCAUAGAGUGGCUUUCCGACUACUUCCUCAAACUCCGGUUGUCCUCUGAAGACUAUCAAAGCUUUGGAUUAUUUUCCAAGUGGGCCCCUUACAUCGCUCAUGUCCGACGUCUCAUGCAGUAUCUGAUCCACCGUCUAAUUGACUCGAGAAUGGAGAGUUUAUCGCGGGAGCCCGUAGGCAGCAACAGGGUAUUUGAAGCUUUGCAUUCUCUGUUUUUAACUACCAUUCAACUCUUCAAGCCAUGGCUUGAGGUUUUAGAGGAGGAAGACACGAGCAAACAGCGCUGCUAUCCAUGGCUGGAAAGUGACUCCUCCAUUGCAUCAACGAUGGUGGAAUUGUUUGCAUCCAGCGUAGCCGUUUUACACACAGGUUUUAAAGAUAAGGUGCUGCCAAGCGACCCCGGAAUCCUUUGGCUUCUGGUGAUGCAUUAUUGUGAGUCGUACACAGCACCCAAAAUGCCGGAGCACAUCCUUCACCUAUUCCACACGGAAUUGGGCCGCCUGCCGUGGAAGGAAGUUUAUCCGGAUCAGCUCCUCAUGGAGAAAUUCUUCCAGGUAGAAAGAGGCAGCCCCAAGAGUUGUUUCCUGUUCCUGGGCUCCGUGCUGUGUGAGAUCAACUGGGUCAGUGUCUUGGCCGACGCCUGGGAUCCCACCCCACCCCCGGACACCCACAGCCUGAUCGUGUGCCUACUCUAUAUGGUGAUCCUGCUGGCCAAAGAGGAAGAACUGAUCACCAAAGAGCAAUCUCCGCUGCUCAACCUCCUGGGCCAGACCAGCUCCCUUCCCUGGCAGCACAUCAGCAUCGUGUCCUAUCGGAGCAUCCUGGGUUACUUCAACAGCCACUACCCCCCCGCCAUCCUUCUGGCCAAGGAACCGGCCGCUGAACUGGUGGUGAAGCUCUUGAAGGUGUCUGCCGGCUUCAGCACCUCUUUGGACAGCAGUGGGCACCUUGAUGCCAGCCUCAAGUGCCAAGCCUUCAUUCGGCAAGUUGUCCGCUUCCUUGGUCUUCUGGAACAAAAUGGGACAAUUUCUUCAGCAGCCCUGGAGCAGGAAUUCUCAAAACUGCUGGAUGAUAUUGCCAUCUUCAAUCCCCCAGGCGCCGAUGUCCAGGUUCGCAAUGUGUCCUUAACCAGCCUCUUUGCCGAAGCCCUGAUGGUGAUCAACAACGCCAGUGCCUCCUCGGCAGAAUCUCUCCUGGUUUGCCUGUGCCGCUGGAUUGAUGGCACAAUGCGUGGCUUAGGGGUGAUGCCCCUCUUAAGAGCCUCUUGUCAGAGUUUGGCCUCUGUCCGUCACAUGGCCAUGACGAUGGAGGCCUGUGUCGCUGCCUACUUUAACGAAGACCCUCCUCUCAACCAAGAUUUGGGCUGGGGACCAAUCGUGGCCUCCUUGCAGGUUCCAGAACUCGCAGCCGAAGACUUCCUUCAAGAGUCCCUUUCGUUGGGAGGCUACCUAACCCUGCAUGUUUACACCCUGCAGCAGCUGAAGGUUGAGCGGACACUAACCAACGAAAUGAGAGUGCUCUUAACUCUAAGCAAGUGGUUGGAACAGGUGUAUCCCAGCUCUGCCAAGGAUGAAGCCAAGCUGUUCCUUUGGUGGCACAAAAUCCUGCAGCUCUGCCUGCUCCAAGCCGAACAGGAAGAUCCCAUCUUGAUGGAAUCGGUCAUCCGGGUCUUGACAGCUCUGCAAGGCCGCCAGAGUCUGCUGGCCGAAGAGAGGCUCACCUCUGGACUCCUCGGCGCUAUUGGGCUGGGCAGGAAGUCUCCUUUAUCAAACAGGUUCCGCGUCCUUGCCCGGAGCAUGUCCACUUUCCUGCUAGUGCAGGUUCCGGUAGAGAAUCAAAUUCGGCUGAGAUCCGGCCGGGAAUUGCAAUUGUCUUCCAAAGCUCAACAGGCUCUCAACGCUCUGGACUCCCUGGCGUCGAACAAACAAUACGUGGAAUACCAAGGACAGAUCCUGCAAGCCUCCCAGUUCAUCAGAGACUCUCACCAUUGCUUACACGACGGGACUCACCUGCUGGCUAUUCUCCUCAACACUUUGUACGCGGAAGUGCGUUACUUGGACGCGAUACGAUAACAGGAAGCAAGCCGGAAAGGUUGCUUCUUGCUCUAAUCAUGGAUUAUGUUCAGUUUACAGUCGGAGAUAAUGUUGCACAAGGGGUUGGCACACCCCGGGGGUUUUGCUGGUCGUGGGAGACAAAAGGAAGGACAGAGAAAGGAAGGAAGGAUGGAAGGGAAAGUUUGAAUUCCUGUCGCCGUAUUUUGAAAGCGAUUAGGAAGCCCUUGGCUUCCUUCCACAAGGCCAACCACGGGCCGUUUCCUUGGGAUCUGUUCAGGGGAGCCACUUUCGGUGCGUCAAGAAACGGCCUACAGUUUGCUUUGUUUCAAGACCAACCGUGUCCAUUUUCUAUUUUCUUUUUUGCUCACGCUUUUUCAAAUUUUGCUCUUGUGCCAUAUUCUUCUUCGUCGCUUUCUUCCUCCUCUUCUUUUGAACGUUAGCCCUGUUUCCAUCUCAAAAUGCUGGAUGGUCCUUUGACUCCCUGCUCCUCCUUAAUUUGUUUCCGGUUCUUCCCCUGAAGUGAAUUCCUGCCCUGGUUAUGGGAUGUUAAAAAUAGGUCUCAUCUGUGAAUUAAACUGGAGACUGGAUCUGGUGGUUUUUUGUUUUUUUGGGUGGUUUUUUUUUUGGCCCUGUCUACAAUGCUGGAUUUAUCUGUGGAAGGAUAUUAAGAAGGGAGACCCGCGUGUGAAGUUUGCACAGUUGAUUCUACUUGGAAUAAAUCACUCGUUUUCCCGAUGACUCACUCACCCUGAAGUCCAACGAGCCACGAUGUUUGCACGAGCGUGGGGAAUGUAUAAUUGGAUUAAUUAUUGGGGGUGGGGUGGGGUGUUGACCUUAAAAUAAUUUAAUUUAGAAUGAUAUAGAUUUCUUGCAACAGAUACCUUUUGGGGGCAAAAUAGCCAGUAUCGCAGGAUUCUCGUUGCCUCGGGCUGGUGGCUUGAGUCUUCAAAUAUGCCACCGUCUCAAAUUGUUUUUGUUUCUUCCUGCAAUCUGACAAAACUAAUGUGCAUUAAACCCAACGUUAUUCUCACUUCCAAUAAGCUAGGGCAGGGGUGUCAAACUCAAUUGUAUUGAGGGCUGCGUCACGGUUGUGUUUGACUUCUGGGGCCUUGGGUGGGUGUGGCCGGAAUGGGCGUGGCCAGCUCGACGUCACUCAUAUCAGGGCACCGUUGGCGGCCUGAGCAUUCCGCCAGCGAAAACAGAUUCCCGAGCUCCGUUUUCGGCUGCCAUGACCUCCUGCAAUCUUCUGCCAGCGAAAAUUGAGCUAAGGAGGGACUCGCGCAACCCUCACGAGCUCCGUUUUUGCUGGAAGAAGCACCACGGGCCAGUCCGCUGUUUCCAGGGUGGCCUUGCGGGCCAGAUCUAAAUACCCCGCGGGCUGGAUCCGGCCCCCAGGCCUUGAAUUUGAUACCCCUGAGCUAGGACGACUGUGGCUAGAGACACAGACAAAAGACACGUCUUUUACUCUAUGCUGUAAGCAGGUUCUUACAAGAAAUUUACAAGUUGGGUGUUUGUAGUUGUCAUAGGAAUAGAGGCUCCACGAGACAAAAUACACCUCUUUCUAUUUUGCUCCAGAACACAUCCAAAACUAACACUCAAAAUACAUUUUUCUCUCCUCUGAGCACAUCUGGAAUCACCGGUUUAUUUUAAUAACUACCAGCCACACUUCACACACUCCCUUAAAAGUGACCUACCAUUUACCGUAUUUUUCAGACUAUAAGACGCACUUUUUUGUCUCCCAAAAGGGGGUGAAAAUGUCUGUGCGUCUUAUAGACCAAAUAUCACUGAAGCUCCGCCUACCCGCCGGCCGUUUUUUGGCCUCCACAUGCCCCGUUUUUGGGCCUUUUUUUUUGGCCUGUUUUGGGGGUUUUUUCCAGCCCAUUUUUGAGGCUUUUUUCGGCCCAUUUUCAAAGCUUUUUUGGUCAGUUUUCAAGGCUUUUUUCAGCCCAUUUUUGAGGCUUUUUUCAGCCUGUUUUUGAGGCUUUUUUCAGCCUGUUUUUGAGGCUUUUUUUGGUCCGUUCUUUUUGGAAAAAGCCUGAAAAACGGGCUGAAAAAAGUCUUGAAAAGGGCCAAAAAAAGGGCCAAAAAUGGGGCAUGCGGGGGCAAAAAAACACAUUUGUUCUUGUUUUCCUCUUCUAAAUUUAGGUCAAGUGCGUCUCAUAGUCCAAAAAUUACGGUAACUGUUGCAGAGGCUUCAUUUUGUGACGGGAGCCUUCAAGUAUUGGCAUCCAACAUGAACAGAAGCAAAGGUGCUGCUUUGCUUACAGCUGCCCAUUUGCUCGCUGUGUGCUGGCAUUUCACCCGCGUGCGUCAAAUGAUCUGCGCAGUUGCUAGCUCAGGGCGUCUUCACCUCCCCCCUUUCUAAUUUAUUUAUUUAUUUAUUUAUUAAAUUUUUAUACCGCCCUUCUCCCAAAGGACUCAGGGCGGUGUACAGCCAAAAAUAAAACACAAUACAUAUACAAUUAAAACCAACAUUUAAAACAUAGCAGAUUAUAAAAGGCUGAUAAUUAAAAAUUUAGAUUUUAAAUGAUUUAAAACGCCUUUUCCUUUCGGCGCUCAUCAGUAAAAUGCAGAGCCCGUUUCCUUUUUUUUAAAAAAAAAAAAGGUAAUUGCGUUUUCACACCUCUGCUCUCCACUUAGCUAGUGGAGUGUGUUUUCUGCCUAACAGCCCUUCCUGAUUCAUCUGCAUCUUACGCCGCGGAGUUAGCGAUUUGCCUUUCAGCUAAUCAUUGCAAAAUUAGUCUCUUUUCUCUUCUUCCCGCCUUGCCAAAUUAUGCAGAUCGGUGUGUGUGGUUGUUUUUUGCCAUCGUUAUCUUGAAAAAGGAGGAGAGGUAGAUUGCAGAUGGAGAUGCUAACGCUUGUCCCUUUGGUAGGUUGAUCAAAAAACAGUUAAUGCGAAUAGAGGGGGCUGGGAGAAAACAUGUUUAAUGUUUCCGUGUUUAAAAAAGUUUUAUUUUAACAUUCUUAUCCAAUAACAUAUCCGGUCACCACCCCCUUCCUUUUACUCUCCUUCUCUACCUUCUUCUACUUUCCACAACCAUCCUCCCCCUCUCUUAUCUACAUCCUCUCCUCCUUCCUCCCUACUCCUUUCUUCUCCCUUUUCUACCCCUCUUCCUUCCUUUCCUCCUCCUCCUCUUCUCUUUCCUCCUUCUCUCUUCUACUUCCUUCUUUCCCAUCAUUCUGAAAUGGUAGCCAGGCAGCUCCGAUCUUACAUUAAUUAUACAUCUUCAAUCAUCUUUGUACAUUAACUAUCAAUCCAUUUUCUACCCUCAUCCCCCCUCCCCCUCCCUUCCCCUUCCUCCCCCCACCCCCCCGGGACUUCCGAGAAAUGUUUAAUGUUUCCAAGGAUCUUUGUACAGAUAUCACAAGUGUGUGUGUGCGCGUGUGAGGAAACCAGACUUUUCUUUUGGAGGUGCACAAAACCGUCUUCCCUAAUGUUUCUUUUUGGCACAGCGGAAACGAUUCAAAGAACACAUUUGUGGAGGUACAAACAUGCGUGUGACGUGCGUGUGUGAGAAUUGGGGGGCUAUGGUUUGCACAGAAAGCGUGUUUAAAAUAGUCACGCCUUGCCUGGAUCACGUGAAAUAAAGAGAAAUUACUGGCUUGAA
This is a messenger RNA of Ahaetulla prasina, 11333 nucleotides long. RefSeq names its product ectopic P-granules 5 autophagy tethering factor (gene EPG5). The transcript is spliced from 44 exons. The record is from RefSeq and is a predicted model, not a curated record. Gene Ontology annotation, biological process: autophagosome maturation. Lineage: Eukaryota; Metazoa; Chordata; Lepidosauria; Squamata; Colubridae. Bases 91 to 7743 code for a protein of 2550 amino acids. Gene Ontology annotation, cellular component: cytoplasm.